GAGUCCGGACGUGCUGGUCUCCUCUCCUGCUCCGUGGAUUGUCCCACUCGUCACGAUGUCUUCUUCUUUUGCGGGGAUUUUAAAAGUUGCUUUGGACCACAGACGAAGAGCGACGACGGACCAUUAAAGUCCACGUGCCGACGCGGAAGUAGCUUCUUUUUAAUUGUUUUAAUUUUAAAGAGCCGUUUUGAAAAAAGAAAACAAAAAAAAAACGUGUCAUUAUCGACCAACGUGUAGAGGUUAGUUAGCUGAAGACGUUGGAGAUGAUUUGGUCGAAAAGUGUUCGGAUGUUCCAGCGCGGCUUGUGACCCAGCAGGAUGCGUCAUGUUGCCCGUGAUAAGUUCCGUCUAAUUGCUGGAGCGCGGCUGAAUAAACUAGUCACCAUGAUUUUAACAACUUUCGCCAUCUUCCUCUCAUUGCCUGACUUGGUGUCCGCCUUAAAGAGCAGUGGUGGUGCGCCCCCUAGAGGAGGUGCGCGUCUGGACUGCGUCAAGGCCAGCGAGCAGUGCCUGAAGGAGGCCACCUGCAGCACCAAGUACCGCACCAUGAGGCAGUGCGUGGCGGGCAGGGAGAGCAACCUGAGUGCGGUGACGGCUCCGGAGGCGCAGGGCGAGUGCCGGAGCGCCAUGGAGGCCAUGAAGCAGAACGCCCUGAACCACUGCAGGUGCAGGAGGGGCAUGAAGAAGGAGAAGAACUGCCUGCGUAUCUUCUGGAGCAUUUAUCAGAGUUUGCAAGGUAACGACCUACUGGAAUAUUCUCCAUACGAGGCGGUCAACAGCCGCCUGUCGGAUAUCUUUCACUUGGCCCCCAUCAUUGCUGCGGAGCCAGCGCCCACCAAAGAGAACAACUGUCUGAACGCGGCGAAGGCGUGCAACCUUAACGACACGUGCAAGAAGUACCGCUCGGCCUACAUCAACCCGUGCACCAACAGAGUGUCGGCGUCGGAGGUUUGCAACAAGCGCAAAUGUCAAAAGGCCUUGAGACAAUUCUUUGACAAGGUUCCCAAUAAAUACAGCUACGGCAUGUUGUUCUGCUCCUGCCCGGCCGGUGAUCAGACGGCGUGCGCCGAACGCCGCCGUCAGACCAUCGUGCCCGUCUGCUCCUACGAGGACAAGGACAAGCCCAACUGUUUGUCUCUGCAGAACGCCUGCAAGACCAACUACAUCUGCAGGUCCCGACUGGCAGAUUUUAUUAGCAACUGUCAGCCAGAAAGUCACUCGAUAUCGGGAUGUCUGAGGGAGAACUACGCCAACUGCCUGCUCUCCUACUCGGGACUCAUCGGUACAGUGAUGACGCCUAAUUACAUGCGCUCCCUCAGCAUUAGCCUGUCGCCGUGGUGCGACUGCAGCAGCAGUGGGAACAGCAAGCCCGAGUGCGAGAAAUUUGCAGAGAUUUUCACCAACAACCGAUGCUUACGGAACGCCAUCCAGGCUUUCGGCAACGGCACCGAUGUCGGCGUGUGGCAGCCGCAGCCUCCCAUCGCGCCCACCAUGGGGGAGCCGGGCGCCACCCGCGGGGGGAGAGACGGAAGCGUCCGGGCGGUGGACGUGCUGAGCGACCUGGGUAGACUGGAUGUGGCCGGCCAUGCCUCCUAUGACAUCUGUGGCACCUUGCAGGCCCAAAAGCUGCUGUCAAACCGCUCAGAAGAUCCUGCUCUGUGUGCGAUGGGCGACUCUAACGCGGUGGCAAGAAGCUCCACGGGAAAACUGCGAGCCUCAAGUCUUCUCCUGGCGCUGGUCUUCACUUGGACACCCUGAACUUUCCAGCUCUCGUAGGACCUGAAAGAUGGACCACCGUUUGUUUGCUGGCACAACAGAGCAAGAAGAAAAAAAAGAAAAAAUUUGCAAAGAGAACAUUUGAGUGACGAGACUCUCUUUGGAACCUGAUGGAACAUUUGCCCCAAAAUGGAGGAGGGUGUGGAGAACAUGUGACUAUCUCUGCAUCGAGUGUGCUGUGGUUUGUCCUGUCAGUCCAAACUCUCCAACCGCUUAGGAUUUGGUCCUUAAAGGAGAGUAAGGACAAAUCCGCCAUCUUAGUCCUCAGCGUACGGUCAGUAUUAGGUCAGCUUUGUCGUCGUGGUUGUAACAAGUUCGUAAAUAGGAAACAAAGUAAGAACAUGUCUGCUGCGACACACGGAGAACAAAAACACUUCUCUAGUCACGUGAUGAGGUGUUCACAACGUACAUAUUUGCUGUUUUUUUUUUUUUUUUAAAGAAACAACUUCAUUUGAUUAAUCGCAUGUAACGACACCAGCUCACUACCACCCCCUCUGGUCUACAGUGGUACUACACAAGAGGCAAGUCUAUUGCAGAGCAAGAUAUUUCCAAUGAGAAUUAAAUGGAAAUGUCAUCAAUUUUAAGGAAUUGAUUGUUUUAUAAAAUGUAUUGACUUAGUUAAUUUUGGAGCCUGAUUGAAAGAGACAUAUUUUAAACAAUUUCCAAUCCUGAUAAUUGAUCUAUUGUGCAUUAUGCAUACAUGAAUUAAUGCUACAUGCAUGACAAUACAUGUCUUCUAUUCAACACUACCGUUUUUGUUCAUUAAAAGUACCAUAAAACUGUUUUUCUUAAUAUUGAUUAUCUACUUUUCAUUCAUUCUAAUGAAAAGCAUCCAAUUUUGUAAACAUUACCAGAAUGUUCACAGAAAUUAUUCUUAUUUUUGCAGUUUUCCUUUGAUUAUUAACAUCCAUAAGGAGGUCAACGUGUGUCUUUAAUACACAAGCUUUUUUCGGACACAUUUUUGUGACUGAAUUUUUUGCGUUUGAAUUUUGUGAACUGAAUUUUAUUUUUAUUUUUUACAUCAAAAUAUGUUGACAAUUUCAUAAAAUAAAAAUUUGUGAGCAAAAUAUGUGUUUGAAAAUUCAGUUUGUCAAAAUUUGGUGUUUUAAAAUUUAGCAGUGUAGAAAAAAUGUAUGUUUAAAAAAUCUGAAUAAAAAAUUUUAUGUAGAAAAAUUCAGUGUAUUGUGUAAAAAAAAGUGUAUGUACAUAUUCAGUGUACCGUAUUUAUCGGAGUAUAAGUCGCACCGGCCGAAAAUGCAUAAUAAAGAAGGAAAAUAACAUAAGUCGCACUGGAGUAUAAGUCGCAUUUUUGGGGGGAAAUUUACUUGAUAAAAGCCAACACCAAGAAUAGACAUUUGAAAGGCAAUUUAAAAUAAAUAAAGAAUAGUGAACAACAGGCUGAAUAAGUGAGGCAUAAAUAACCAACUGAGAACGUGCCUGGUAUGUUAACGUAACAUAUUAUGGUAAGAGUCAUUCAAAUAACUAUAACAUAUAGAACAUGCUAUACGUUUACCAAACAAUCUGUCACUCCUAAUCGCUAAAUCCCAUGAAAUCUUAUACGUCUAGUCUCUUACGUGAAUGAGAUAAAUAAUAUUAUUUAUAUUUUACGGUAAUGUGUUAAUAAUUUCACACAUAAGUCGCUCCUGAGUAUAAGUCGCACCCCCGGCCAAAGUAUGAAAAAAACUGGGACUUAUUGUCCGAAAAAUACGGUACAUAAAAAUUCAGUGCAAAAAAAUGUAUGUAUAAAAAUUUAGUGCAUACAAAAUCAGUGCAUUAAAGUUCAGUGUAGAAAUAUUCGUUGCUCCAAAACUCAACACUCACUUCCGGUAAAUUAAGACUAAAGCAAUCAAUCCUGUCUCAGAAACAGCCAUUGAGGUUAGUUUUGAAUAACUGAAUUUUUACACAUUGAAUUUUAAAACACUAAUUUUGCCCACAAUUUUUUCUUUAUUGAAACUCUCAGCAUAAUUUGAUGUUUACAAAAUUUAAAAAAAAUUCUGCUACACAAAUUCAGUGUCAAAAAAUCUUUUGCGGUAAAGACACAAAUGAAGCUCCAGACAAACAAGCCACCAGACACUGAAAACCUCAUGUUUUCAAACGAUUAAAACAACACGGAUUAAAUUAAAUAAAAGCCAUGUUUUGUUAUGUUAAGGAGUACAUUCAGAAACAUGUUGAUUUGACAUCCCUCGUCCUGAUGCCAACGUGUGAA
Molecule: messenger RNA, 3981 nt
Organism: Nerophis lumbriciformis (worm pipefish)
Lineage: Eukaryota; Metazoa; Chordata; Actinopteri; Syngnathiformes; Syngnathidae
Gene: gfra1b
Product: gdnf family receptor alpha 1b
Biological process (GO): nervous system development
Cellular component (GO): external side of plasma membrane; signaling receptor complex
Molecular function (GO): signaling receptor activity
Source: RefSeq, a predicted model, not a curated record